Molecule: messenger RNA, 735 nt
Organism: Paramecium tetraurelia
Lineage: Eukaryota; Ciliophora; Oligohymenophorea; Peniculida; Parameciidae
Exons: 1
Biological process (GO): NAD+ catabolic process; NADP+ catabolic process
Cellular component (GO): cytosol
Molecular function (GO): NADH pyrophosphatase activity
Source: RefSeq, a predicted model, not a curated record
AUGUCUUAUGGUGUUGAUAUUCUCAGAGGUAAGACUCUCUAUGCAGGGAAAUGUAUGCUGGAUCUCUUUGACAAUAAUCUAAUUAGUUAUCAAUACAGAUAACAUGAAGCAUAAUUGAAUCUCAGUUUAUAAGAACAGGGCUGGUCUCAAAUACAUCUGCUUCACUCUAAUUGUUGUCCCUGUCAAAACAAAGAUCUCAAACCCUUGGAUUAAAAUUACUCUAAAAUAAAAUUAGCUACAGUAGCUAUGUUAUGUGAUAGAGAUUAUAAUUUUUUAUUAACAAGAAGACAUUCUUAGAUGAAGACAUUCCCAAAGAGCUGGGUCUUUCCUGGAGGAAUGGUAGAAGGGCAAUAAAACUUAGAAAGUGAAUGUCUCAGAGAAGUCCAAGAAGAAACUGGAUUGGAUGUAUUGCCAAUUCUUAGUAAAAUGGAAUUAAAAGUAAUGUAUGAAUCCAUUUAUCCAACCAAACUAGAAGAUAAUUAAUAUCCCAUCAAAUAAACAUUGUGUAUGUUUUACGAAGUGAAAAUCAAUCAAUCUUAUCAAAAUGUUACCAUUAAAAUGGAAGAAAAUGAAGUCGAUGAUUAUAAAUGGCUUUCCAAGAAAUAAAUGCUGGAAAUCAUGAAUGGGUAAACAAAAGAUCAUUCAUUUCUAGAAAUUGCAGGAAUAUAUCCCAAUUCAUAUGGAUCUGGGAUUGGAGAAGGACAUGUCAAAGCAUUUUUGCAUUGUUAUGCAUGA